AUGGCGUUGUUGGCGGCAAGUGGCGGCGACACCGUCAAGCUAUUCGACGCCUCCGUCAAGCCCGGCGAUCCUUGUACCCUCAGCUUCACCCCUUCUCCUGGUUCCCAAGUCAAUUCAGUCAAAUGGAACCAUACAAAUUUGGUUGUGGCGAGUGCUGGAGAUGAUAAGAAGAUCUCCUUGUGGCGUAAGAAUGGGCACAGCAUGGGGACCAUUCCCGUCGCCGGUACUGAUAGUGGAGACAACAUUGAGGAGUCUAUAUUGGCUAUCAGCUUCAGCAACAAGGCAUCCAGAUAUGUAUGUUCUGGAGGAAGUGGUCAAGUUGUUAGGAUAUGGGAUUUGCAAAGGAAACGCUGUAUUAAAUGGCUCAGAGGUCAUACUAAUACUGUCACCGGUGUAAUGUACAACUGUAAAGAUGAACAUUUGGCUUCUAUCAGCCUUAGUGGGGACCUUAUACUUCAUAACCUUGCUUCUGGGCAAAGGGCUGCUGAACUCAAAGAUCCCAAUCAACAGAUGUUGAGAGUUCUUGAUUAUUCUCGGGUUAGUCGUCACCUUCUUGUGACUGCUGGUGAUGAUGGGACAGUACAUUUGUGGGAUACAACUGGUCGUAGCCCUAAGGUUUCAUGGAUGAAGCAGCAUUCUGCACCAACUGCUGGUAUUAGCUUCUCUCCAUCCAAUGACAAGAUCAUUGCUAGUGUGGGCCUUGAUAAAAAAUUAUACACUUAUGACUCUGGAUCUAGAAGAUCAUCAUCUUGCAUUUCUUAUGAAGCACCUUUCUCUUCGUUGGCCUUUAGAGAUGAUGGUUGGAUGCUGGCUGCUGGAACUAGCAAUGGUCGUGUAGCAUUCUAUGAUGUUCGUGGAAAACCACAACCUUUUGUUGUUCUCCAUGCUUAUGGUAGUUCAGAGGCUGUUACAAGCUUGUGCUGGCAAAGGUCAAAACCAGUUAUUGUUGAUGAAAGAAAUUGCACUGCUGAAACUGCUCUUGUGGGAGAUGCAAUUGAAGAUUCAAUCCUUAUGCCUGAUCCUUUACCUUCUGCUAUUUCAUCAACCGUUUCCCUAUCUACCUCAUUGUCCAGUACUAGGAACUCUGGUCGUCUGAGUGCCUCAAUUGAUGCGUCUUCACUUACAGCAUCCAGCAGUGGAUUUACAUCAAGCAUACUAAAUACAUCUACCGCAGAGGAAACACCACACCGAAGCCAUUUAUGGCCAGGUGGAACCCUGUCAAGGUUGCAUGCUCCACGUGGUAGUAGUUAUAACUUCAAGGAUGACAUGGAGGUAUUCUCCCCUCUGGUGGAUGUUCAACCAAUAACACCCUCACUAUGGGAUGCAAAUGGAUCAAAGAAGGAUAGUUUAUUUGCAGAUAGAAAACCUUUGUUGUUUCCAUCAUCCAGUCGAAGAUUUCCAAAUUCAGAGGAAGGAAGCAGUGAUCAUCCAAUAUCUGAUUGGAAAUCUGGCUCGACUACCAAACAGGAUAUUACUCAGUCUUCCUUUCCACUUGUGGGCUCAACUCCUCCUCCGUCUUCAAAGAAUGAAGAUUCUUCCAUCACUCCUCCAGAAGCUUGGGGUGGUGAGAGGUUAACUGAUAAAUAUACUUACUCACGUCAGCCUGUCAAUGUACCAUCUCGUUUUGGGAUGUUGGGUUCUGGUGGUCAGACAGCAGGAUCAAUGUUUUCUGGAUUGCAGGAUACAUCCUUAUCAAUGGGUAUCAGUUCCUAUACGAGUUCAAGCCUAAGUUAUGCCAAUUUACAUGCCAAGGAUGUCUCUACAAGCCAGGAGUCUUCAUUGGGGUUUACUGAUCACUUGUUUUCUACUUCUUUGCCUUUGUCCAUCAGUACUAAAACCAGCCUUGGACAGGCAACCAUUGAUUCCCCAAGAAUCCUUGAUUCCCCAAGAAUGUUAUCUUUUCCUCGAAAAUUUUCUACUUAUGCAGAAAGAAUAAGCACUACAUCUACCUUCAGUGAUGGAGUAUCCCUUUCAGUUGGUUCACCUAAGAUUAAGAAAUCAGGAGCAGAAACCAGAGAAGAACUUCUGAAUAGCUUGCUGUUGAAGUCUGAUAUAUCUGCUCCAACAGAAUCAGGCUCUCUACCACUGACAAGUGGAGUAAUCUCACAACAGAAAGCAUCACAGUCAGAUCUGUCAGAUGCACAACAAGGAUCUUCAUUUAUGCUUCAGCUUUUUCAACGGACACUGGAAGAAACUCUAGAUUCCUUUCAGAAAUCCAUACACGAGGAUAUGAGAAACCUUCAUAUUGAAAUUUUAAGACAGUUUCAUCUGCAAGAGGUGUGCAUCUGAAAUAGUGAUGGUGAUUUUCUAUUUUUUAAUUCUUCUCUAAUUAGUUGUCUUAUUCAACAGAUGGAAAUGUCAACCGUGACGAAGUCAAUACUGGAAAACCAAGCUGAGUUGAUGAAAGAAGUUAAGUCUCUUCGUAAAGAAAACCAGCAGCUCAGACAAAUGCUUUGUGAUUGAUGUGAAUAAGGUUGCAACAUUUUUCUUUGACAGAGUGCGUUUGUCCUGUUUUGUGGGAUCUAUUAUUUCGUUUGCAAACUAGCGAUUAACAAUUCUUGUAGAAUCUUGAUUGCGUCUCUCAGCUUUUAGACGGGGUGGUUGAAGGAAAAUAUAAUGGGAGUUGCUUGUUGCUGGAAUAGGGCAUUGAAAAUGUACAGGUGUGAUAAUUUUAUAAUCAUGGAAGCUAUAUGUUGGGUUGACUAUUUGUGGCAGAUUUUAAAUUUGAGCUCUUGGCAUGAGGCUACCCCUUAGACAAACCUACUAGAUUUUUGCUCUAGGUGGCCCUCACCAGUCAUGGUAACUUGCAAUUUGCAAAGUUUACGGAACGCUGGGUGGAAGGUUGAGCUGAACACAAUUUUUACGUCUUGUUUGUCCGAGUAAA
Gastrolobium bilobum is the source of this 2884-nucleotide messenger RNA. RefSeq names its product protein NEDD1. Gene Ontology annotation, biological process: regulation of microtubule nucleation; positive regulation of cytokinesis; regulation of phragmoplast microtubule organization. The record is from RefSeq and is a predicted model, not a curated record. NCBI's taxonomy places the organism in Eukaryota, Viridiplantae, Streptophyta, Magnoliopsida, Fabales, Fabaceae. Gene Ontology annotation, molecular function: gamma-tubulin complex binding; protein binding. Gene Ontology annotation, cellular component: kinetochore microtubule.